Messenger RNA from Pimephales promelas (fathead minnow), 3449 nucleotides. The record is from RefSeq and is a predicted model, not a curated record. NCBI's taxonomy places the organism in Eukaryota, Metazoa, Chordata, Actinopteri, Cypriniformes, Leuciscidae.
GGUUUUUCUCGCCAUCUACUGUCUGUUUUCUCUAUAUAUUUUUUAAGUUAAACUCAUACUAGUGGUGGUAGGCUGCUUUUAAGCCUUUCGUGACAAAACUUGGGCCGUUUUCUUGGGAAAGUUUGAGGUGACGGACAGUGUCACUUUGUGGCUGUCACGCAGGCACGCGCGCGCUCACUCAAACAGCCACGCGCACGUGCGCACUCGCUCACCCUGGUCAGCGGGAACGCGCCCGGGUCCCAGAGUCAGUCCGAACCGACCCUAGUCUCGAGCGGAACAGUGACGGAGAGAAACGAAUAUUACGGGAAGCAAGUUGAUCUUUAUUCAGCUGUGGAGUUGCUGCUGACAUGGGGACACCAGGAUCAGGACGAAAACGGGCCCCGGUUAAAGACCGUUUCUCAGCGGAGGAUGAGGCUCUGAGCAGCAUCGCCAGAGAGGCCGAGGCUAGACUUGCUGCGAAGAGAGCUGCUCGCGCAGAGGCCCGGGACAUCCGAAUGAGAGAACUGGAGCGACAGCAGAAAGAGGCUGAUGCAGAAAAGGCCCGUCAUGGUCAUCAUUCCAGUAGCCACAGCCGACGGGGAUUAAAUGAUGACACAGCGUCGGUUCGGAGUGUCGGAAGUUAUAGGUCAAAUUCGUCCUCUUUGCGAGACUUGAGCAGUUCUCAUCACUCCAGUCGGCUUAGUUCUUCCAGGAGAAGAGACUUGUUGUCUGGUGUCUCCAGUAGUUCUGCUUUGAAGAGCUCCGUUUCCACUAGCUCUGUAUAUAAUGAUCUUCACAAAAAACAUGUUGGCAGUAGCUCCAAAAAGGACCUCCUGACUGGAUUGUAUCAUGACCAAAGAAACUACACCAGCUUAAAGAACUCCAAACCUCCUCCCUCUUCCGUCUCUACCUAUACGCCACGGGCUCCGUCCAGCAGCAGUUCUGCAGGUCUGACGCGCAGCUGUAGUGUGGCCUCCAUAUGUGACGAUGGUCUGUAUAGUUCAUAUGGUUCAAGAGCUCCCUCUGAAUGCAGCUGGUAUUCUUCUGGUGCCAGCUCUACCCGUAGUAGCCCUGUGUCAUCCUCUGAUGACGAUUCUGUCAGCACUGUGUCCCAAAGUCGACGUGGGAGAAGGGAUAGUGUGUUGUCUGAUUUCUCGGAUAUCUCUGAGACGGCUGCUGAUUAUUUCAGCCGCUCUAAUCGCAGGGGCAGCAUUGUCUCUGAUCUUGAUGAUUUGAGCAUCCCAGACCUGGAUAGUCUCGAUGAGAAAUGUGACAAGCAGUUUACAGACACCUUCAGUCGGCCAUCCUCUCGAUGUGCCACCCCGGCGCUCUCCGCAGCUGCCCUGGCAUCUCUGGGAGGAAGCACGUCUAGAAGGGGCAGCGGAGAUGCUGGAAGCGUCAUUAUGGAUGCAGAGGCUUCUCUCAGCGAAUUAAGGGACAUCUAUGAUCUAAAGGACCAGAUUCAGGAUGUAGAGGGCCGAUACAUGCAGGGUCUUAAAGAGCUGAAGGAAUCUCUGUCAGAAGUGGAGGAGAAGUACAAGAAAGCCAUGGUAUCCAACGCUCAGCUGGACAACGAAAAGGGGAACCUCAUUUACCAAGUGGACACACUCAAAGAUGUUUUAGAGGAGAUGGAAGAGCAAAUGUCAGAGCUGCGCAGGGAAACAGAGGAGAAAUCAAAGGAGCUCGAGCGACAGAAGCACACAUGUUCAGUUCUACAGCACAAACAAGAGGAGCUGAAGGAGGGCAUUCGUCAUCGAGAUGAGCUCAUCGAGGAGAACCAGAAAUUUCAGGAAAAACUAGAUACCCUCACAAGAGAGGUGUUUGACCUGCAGGAAACUGUUAACUGGAAGGACAAAAAGAUUGCGGCGUUAGAGAGACAGAAAGAAUACUUUGGUUGCAUUAGGAAUGAGAGAGAUGAGCUCAGGGAUGAGCUGGCUGACCUCAAGGGGAAAAGCCGAAUGGAAGAGAAACAUGGGCUGGUCAUCAUACCCGAGGACAUGCCCAACGGAGACGUCAGCCUCGAGUCCCCUACCUCAGGCAUGACCGUGGUAAAACAAGACGUAGCGCAGGUGCUGGAGUCAGCAGGAGACGGACCUUUGGAUGUAAGACUACGAAAGCUUGCGGAUGAAAAGGAUGAACUUUUGUCCCAGAUCAGAAAACUGAAGAUGCAGCUGGAGGAAGAAAGGCAAAAACACUCAAAGAUCGACAGUGUUUACACAGAAGGAGAGCGAAUGGAGAACGGCACUGACCUGCAUUUCAUCGAGAUGCAGAGGGAUGCCAAUAGGCAGAUAAGUGAAUACAAAUUCAAGCUCUCAAAGGCUGAACAGGAAAUGGCCACGAUGGAACAAAAUGUAAACAGACUUGAAGGACAGGUGUCCAGAUAUAAAAAUUCAGCAGAUAAUGCAGAAAAGAUAGAAGAUGAACUGAAAGCAGAGAGAAGAAAACUUCAGAGGGAGCUGCGUACUGCCCUGGAUAAGAUCGAAGAAAUGGAAAUGACCAACAACCAUCUUGUAAAGCGGCUGGAGAAGAUGAAAGCAAACAGAAACGCUCUUCUAUCCCAGCAGUGAAGAGAGACUCUCCGACACCUUUCAGUUGGACACCAAAAAAGAAAUCUGCAGGCCCUUUACCUUGUUUCCUUGCCUCCUGUGGUAAAAUACAGAUUUACACCUUACUAAGGCAACACGGUCAGGGAGGGAACAUCUAAACCUUUGUGCUUCUUAUCUGAACCCGAGAAUAUUGCUGGUUUUGUUGGUUUUAAAGGCUUCGUACGUCACGGUAGCUGAUGAGGUUUCAUUGCUCGGACUGGGUGCUUCUUCCCCCUCCUCUUAUCCGAGUUGGAACGAGUAUAAAAGCGCUUUUAAACAGUAAAUCGACACGACCGCAGGGCCCUCGACGUCCAUGUAAAUGCCUACACAGCAAUGUGCCUUCACGGGGGGGGGGCGGGCGAGGGUCGUAUGCAUUGUAACACUAUACAGGAAAACAUAUUUCUACCGGUACAGAAAACUUUAAUGUGUUUAAUAAAGGGUACACCCAUGAGUUGAACGGUAUAGAAAAAUCAAUCAUGUCUGCUAUGGUUUCAAUUAAGUGUUUUUGUUUUUCAAGUAUUUAAAAUAUUUGUUGGAAAUAAAUAUGUAAAUGAAUGCAGUAUGAAUGGGUGGGUGAUUCAUGAAUUGUGAUCGUUUGCAGGGCACAUUGACUUUUGUUAGGUUUUUUUGAAGUGCUUUGUCACAAUGGACUACAUCAGUUUUACACUAAAUGCAACAACGAUUUUAACUCGCAGAUAAAGACCGAAGAUUUCAGAUUCAUGUACCGAUGCCGCUCAAUGCCUUUCACCACGCUGUUGUAAUCAGGUUUGGUGCAACUUUUUAAUCACACUAGAAACAAAUUGUCUGACACUUCAUGAACACAACGAUUUUAACUAAAGCGACUGCAAAGUAUACUGUAAAUAAAUUACAUGAUUUACAAACUGA